GAGUAGUGUUGUAAAAAAAACCAAUACAGUGAAGUGAUCUGAUUAUUAUUGUUGUUAUUAUGCAUAUGUCCGAUGCCGGAUGCCGGUCCGUCACACCAAAGAAUCGUAAAUCCAAAACCCGAAACAAGCUGAAGCGCAGGAAACCAAAGUUCCUGAGCCUAAGUCUCGAGCUAUCGGAGAAACCGUCAGAUCAUAUGAUUGUUUCACCAUCGAACGGUAGCACACAUGAUCAGCUCAAUCUCUUCCCACUGCACCCAGAAAAUUUGGUAGAUGAUAAAGACAGUACUAGUACUGCCCAAGAUGAGAACGUAGCUCUCUUCUUUGCUGGCGCUGAAAACAGCGCCACUACACUCAACGAAGUUCUCGUUUCUUCAAAGGAUGAAAUUGACAGCAACAUAAGUACUUACAUGACAGUUUCGUCAUCGGAGGCGAGCCUCACAUUUGCCGACACUUACAGAGGACAAGAAGGUGAGCUUGUACGGACGGCUCUAAGGAGCAAAGAGAGGGAACACAGGGAAGAAGAGAAAUGGGUUGUUUACUCGGAUGUUGUUGAUUUCGAUCAACAUAGUGAGAGUACGAGGAAGGAUGAAGAAGUAAGUAGUUGUCCGUGGAACAAACAUCAACAACAAUUGUCACUAAAGCUUGAUUAUGACGAAAUAUUGAAUGCUUGGUCCGAUAAAGGUCCACUUUACCUUCAGUCCGAGUCCCCCCAGAUCGUUCCGGACAUCCAUGACGAUUUUCUCGCCUACGACAUGCCUUUUUCAUUAAAUGGGCAACUUAUGAGUAGCAGUUCAGUUGUGUAUAGAGUACCAGAAGUAAUUGGAAAUGAAGAAAGAGAAGUAGAGGAUGAGGAUAUGAAGGCGGGACGAAGAGAGGCGAGUGUAAUGAGGUACAAAGAGAAGAGACAGAACAGACUCUUCUCUAAAACUAUCCGAUAUCAAGUUCGCAAGCUCAACGCUGAAAAACGCCCUCGCGUUAAGGGGAGAUUUGUUAAGAGGGAUUGAAGUGUGUUUUUUACCUCAAUUGAAGAAGUAAAAUGUGUUGGAAAUGGAAAGCAGUAUGUGUAUUGUAGUUUUGAUAUAUAUACUGUUAUAAGGAGAAGCAUACGCAAAGGAGCUCUUGUCAAUCAAUGAAAUAAUAUUCUACUCCUAAAUUGGAAGUAUGAG
Solanum verrucosum is the source of this 1166-nucleotide messenger RNA. Its product is annotated as zinc finger protein CONSTANS-LIKE 16. Gene Ontology annotation, cellular component: nucleus. Lineage: Eukaryota; Viridiplantae; Streptophyta; Magnoliopsida; Solanales; Solanaceae. The transcript has 4 exons. Gene Ontology annotation, biological process: regulation of DNA-templated transcription. The record is from RefSeq and is a predicted model, not a curated record. Gene Ontology annotation, molecular function: protein binding. Bases 60 to 1004 code for a protein of 314 amino acids.